Lampris incognitus (smalleye Pacific opah) is the source of this 3843-nucleotide messenger RNA. It is a transcript of the gene tmem269, whose product is annotated as transmembrane protein 269. NCBI's taxonomy places the organism in Eukaryota, Metazoa, Chordata, Actinopteri, Lampriformes, Lampridae. Gene Ontology annotation, molecular function: phosphotransferase activity, for other substituted phosphate groups. Gene Ontology annotation, cellular component: membrane. Bases 699 to 1490 code for a protein of 263 amino acids. The transcript has 10 exons. Gene Ontology annotation, biological process: phospholipid biosynthetic process. The record is from RefSeq and is a predicted model, not a curated record.
GAGAGUAGAGUAGAGGAGAGUUGAUGUGAAGAAAGUAGGGGAGAGGAGAGUAGGGGAGAGCAGAGUAGAGUAGAGGUGAGUAGAGAAAAAGACAGCAGAGUACAGGAGAGGGGAGUAGGGAAGAGGAGAGUAGAGUAGAGUAGAAUACAGGAGAGGACAGAAGGGUAGAGUAGACGUGAGUAGAGUGGAGGAGAGUAGAGGAGAGGAGAGAAGAGUAGAUAGGAGUAUAGAGUAGAGAAGAGGGGAGGAGAGGAAAUGCGAGGAGAGGAGAGGAGAGGAGAAUAGAGUAAAUCUUUAAUCUAUGAUGUCACAUUUGGUUUUGUGUGCAUCAACAAAGAACAGCCAAAUGGUCAAUGUGAGGAUUACCAAGUAAAGCUUACAUGUCCCUCAGAUUUCUGUCAAGGAUGCAGGACACGUUGGUUCGAUAUGGACAAUCCCACUGGGCGUGGGGACUAUGAGACCCUCCUCCAACUACAGAUGCAUUAUCCCAGCCAGGUCUGCUCCCAGCCUGUGGCCAUUGAAGCCAUGACUGUGUCUGGCACUCCAGCACUACAAACCGAUGAUGUCUUCCAAGUGUACGAUGCCACUCAUGGCUUUGGGUGUGUGAAUGCUGAGCAGCCUGAAGGAAGACUCUGCCAAGAUUAUAAAGUUCGCUUCACCUGCCCAUUAUCUUUUUGUUUCCAAGUAAAAGAGCGAUCAUGACAAAAAGGACACUGCCACAAGGCAAAUUACUCUCUAGGUGCUGUGCUAAACUAGAGACAACCAUGAUUCUGCUGACUCCCUCCUCUGGUUUCUUUCAGCGUGCCAACAAGCUCUUUUUGAUUGAGCAGGCCAAAGGACUUCAAAUCAAGGAGUUUGCACGUAAAAAUGCCGCUAAUGCUCUGUCAGUAGCCAACAUGGUUGUGGGCAUGGCCUCCAUCCUCAGCAGUCUCAAUGGGCACCAUUAUGCAGCAUGCUGGCUGGUUCUGAUUGGCUACCUGCUGGACCUGGCAGAUGGAGCCGUUGCCAGGCGACUAGAUGCCUGCUCUGCACUGGGUGCCAAGCUAGAUGAUUUUGCUGACUUCACCACCUUUGGGAUUGCUACAUCACUGCUCCUGAGGACACCCGACUUGUUGGACAACGUCCUGUGCAUGUGUUAUGUCAUGUCUGUGUUUGUCCGCCUUUGCUUUUUCUCAAGCGGGAUCCCGUUUAUGUACCGUGGCCUGCCCUGUAUCUACUCUUCAGGCAUCCUGGCCAGUGUCGCUCUUCUUUCAGGGGGCAACACGGCUGCACUGCGGGUCACUGCAAUGGCUAUGAUCCUCUUUAUGAUCAGCCAGAACUUCUACCCCCACGACCGUGUACUGGAGUCCCAGGCCUGGAAGAAAGCAGUUUAUGCUGGAGGAGUCAUCAUGGUAUUCUGCUCUUCCUUCCCCCCUGCAUGUGUUUACUACCUGCUGUGGUCAGUAUCCUACAUUUUGUUUCCGACAUCCCUUUGGAGUCGCAAAGUGUAAAGGGAGUUUUGGCCCCAUUCCAAACUCCCAAUAGGCUUACUACAGGGCCGUCCGGGUGAACUGAGGCUUCCAGACCGCUGCUGCCCCCUACUGCCAUGGAGGUUUUAAGCUGUUCGGGUUCACCCAUAGCAGGAGACCAUUCGUAUUUAACACCUUUUUUGAUGUGACAACUCUAAGAUAAAAUUGGAAUGAGUAGAAUUAGAAUUGUGGAUUAUAAGAAUAUUUUAAUGUCAGUAAGAAUUAACAUUUCAUGCUGACGUCAUGUAUAGUAUGAUGCUUUGUGGCACUGUGACGUGUUUUUACUCAAGGCAGUUUGGGUGUGGCUUGUUCCAGAUUUUACGGUUCCAGUUCUGUUGAUAUUAUGGGUCAUGGGAACAUCAUCUGUGUGUAAUCUCCCUAGCAACACAUUAACCCAAUCAACAAUCUCUUACAUCUACAAUGUCAUGAAUGUCAGCAUUUAAUUAUACAUAAAAACAAUCAGAAAGGCACAGCGUAAUGGCAUGCCUUCUGAACAUAAUAAUAGUCAUUACACUUACAUAGUGCUUUUCAAGACAUCCAAAGCACUUCACGUUUGAAGGGGGUAACUCACUUCAACCACCACCAAUGUGUAGCACCCACCUGGGUGAUGCACGGCAGCCAUUUUGCGCCAGAACACUCACCACACAUCAGCUUGAGAUGGAGAGGGAGGAAUCAUUGAGCCAAUUACACAGGGGGAUGAUUGGGUGGUCAGAUGGAGAGAUAGUAAUAUAAUAUAAUAUGGUAAUGGUAAUAAGAUAAAAAGAGAUGAUUUCCUAAAAAAAUGAUAUACAUUAUACUUCUAAAAAAAUAUGCAUUUUGCUCUGUACUUUGAUUUUAAAUAAUAUGAUUUAUAGUACAAUGUGGUAUUGGUUUUACAUUGUCUAAUGUAGUUCAAUCAGAUCGACUAUUUCAGAUAUGCAAAAUUCCAUUGGGUUGUCCUUUAAUCAUGGUUUAUUUAUUCAGUUAUGGACAUUUAUUCAGAAUAAUGACUGUAUUGUGUUUGCUGACUUCAUCACUUGUAUGAGGGUUGAGGUCAAUUAACUGUUUGUUUGCUCAAUUUGGGAGGUGGGAUUUCCUCAAGAAUCUCAUCUGUCAUUACAGAAAGACUGUUAUAUGGACAAGGCUCAGCGUUUUCGGUUUUUACCGAUUUUCACUGAAAAAUACACAGAAUUUUUAAAAGGAGCAGAUCGGUUUAAACUGAUUUUCACCCGGAUUUUAUAUUUCCGCGGAUCCAAAAGUUCCUGUUCGUGUGAGGUUAUGUAACAGUGUCCUCUUGUGGUGAAAUUCGGCAUGCUGGAUGGCUUUGAAAAAUAAAAACCGAAAACGCUGAGCCUUGUAUAUGGAGCAGCAGUUUCACUUUGCAUUUUGAGUUGAUUGAAUGGGAGGUGAAAUGACCUCAAAACAUGGUUCAGGUUUACAGGAAACUUUUUUCACAUUUCAAGAUUUUCAGCUCUUACCAAGCUGGCAAUUCUGUCCAAGGAAAGAUAUGUUAAAUUCUAUUUUUAAAUUUAUUUCUGAUUUCAUUGGGUAACUGUAUAUCUUUGCCUCUGUUUUAAGAGGCUUUGGCGCUUCACUUCCUAAUAUGAUCAGUAUAAAGUCUGAUAGAAGAUAGCUUGUUGAAGACCUGUCUGUUUUAGCAAGUCUCAGCAGAUGCUCUUUUUGUCUCUUCCUGCUGUGACUGUACAUGGUGAGUGACAAAUCUGGGAAAAUAUAUUGUUUUCCUGUGUCUUGGUCAGAGGCUUCAUAAGGGCAAUUGUACAGGAAAAAAAAACGAAAUGUCUGCUCUGUUGAAAUCUGAAAAUUUAGAUUCUGGACUUGUUUCAUUCAGUCUAGAACUACCAUUCUUGAAGUAGCUUCAAUUGAUACCAGAAUAGAAGGCAUUAUAUUGGGGACCUUGUCAACAAUCAUUUAAACUCUCUAUAGCACAAAAAAAGCCAUAGAUCACUUUUAAAUCCUCUUUUGCUGAAUUAAAUUUGCCCAACUAAUUUUUUCGGGCUGAAUGCAGGUCAGGCAGAGUACGUUGUUCAUCCAGAUGCUUAGAAAACAGAAUAAAGUUCCAAGCUACACAUAAGUGUUUUUUUAUAUGGUUUAUUAUAACUGGAGAAAGUCACAUGCCUUCAGCAUACACAAAAACUAAAUACAAAUUGUUUGUUUAUUCGCCAUGCUUUCAUCAUUACUGUGUGAAUGCUCUGGUUUUCUAACUGCAUGGUCACAGUUGUAUGUGCAUGCCAAGAGCAGUUACAUGAAACUUCCUUUACCAGAUUAUAUAACAAAAAAAGUUCUUUGAAGUACAGUAUUUUUUAUUGUGUAUAUUUUGACAAUAAAACAAGGCAAU